AUGAAUCCCAUAGCUAUGGCCAGAGCACGAGGUCCUGCCCAAAAUUCGGGACCAACAAUUCAAGACUACUUGAACAGGCCAAGACCAACAUGGGAAGAAGUGAAAGAGCAACUAGAAAAGAAAAAGAAAGGAUCCAGGGCUUUGGCUGAGUUUGAAGAAAAGAUGAAUGAGAAUUGGAGGAAGGAACUGGAAAAACACAGGGAGAAAUGUCUGGGUGGAAAUGAGAGUUCCUCCAAAAAGAAAGAGAAAAAGAAAAAGGAAAAGAAGAAAUCUAAUAGGUUGUCUUCAUCUUCCUCUUCUUCAUCAAGCUCUGAUUCUUCCAGCAGUUCAUCUGAUUCAGAAGAUGAGGAUAAAAAGCAAGGGAAGAAAAGAAGGAAAAAAAAAUAUCGCUCCUCACGGAAAUCUUCAACAAGCUCAACUUCUGAAUCUGAGUCAGACAGCAAGGACAGCACAAAAAAGAGAAGGUCAAAGGAGGAUUAUGAAAAAGAGAAGGAAGGCAAAAAUCACCACAGGAAAAGGAAGAAAGCUGAUCGUGGUGAUGGACCUUUAUCAUCAGAAUCCAUAUCAGAAUCGGAUCAGACAGAGGAGGUGCAAGCAAAAAAGAAGAAAAACGAGGAAAAAGAGAAAACAGAUAAAACAAAAAAGAAAAAGAAGCACAAGAAACAUGGUAAAAAGAAGAAAAAGAAGAUUGCUGGUUCAAACUCGGAUUCAGAAUAAUAUUUUUGAAAAAACAAGACUAUCAACAGAAGUGCAAUGACUAAAGGAAACUUAAACUGUGAAAUGACAGCAAACUUUACCAAACUGCAUGAGUUUUCCUGUGUUUUAGAAAUAUUCCUAAUCUUUCGGUAGCCAGCCAGAUGCAGCUGUGCUGGGAAAGACCAUUGCUAUUGCCUGCUGCUUAAUACGUGAGGUACAACUUUUAUAAAAUUCCAGUAAGCAGUGUUAGGUGUUUGAAACAAUAUGAGAUGGUAAUCCAGCUGAGGUGUAAAAUAUUGGAAAGUAAGAGUUAAACUUCUUAGAUAGUGAAGAUAGUCUUUUAAAGCAUUAGUAAUAGUCUUUAUUUGUAAUUCAGGACAGAUAACAUCCCGAGUUCAUCCUGUAGGUUAAUAUUAUACAUGAACUAUUACAAGCUGGUGUCUGCUAUUAACAUUUACAAAAUGGGAAAUUAAUGAUAACAUUCUAAAUGCUGCCUUGUAGAAAUGUUUAUCAUCUGCCCCAUUACCGUCUUCAUGCUUAUGAGAAAGGGAAUGCUACCAUUUUGGCUAACUGAAUAGGGUGCCUUUGCCUUUGAUUCUUGCAAAUCUGCUAUUCUAAUCCAUGCAGCGUCUGAUUCUAGGGAAGCCAGGACUGUUGUCAGCAGACCUUUUUCUGAAUAAGCAGUUCUAGGCUUCUAAGCAUGUGCUUCUGCAUUAAGCAAGAGCAAUGACAUUUUGCAGUAUAACUGACAUUAAAAACCUGAAGAUUUUACCUCUCCUUUGAAAUAGCGAUAGAUCUUUGCUAGCAAAUAUGCUUAUUUCACUUAAUGUAAUUUUGGUUUAGUUGAACACUUCUUCCAAACACUGGUAGCUUUCGUUGCAUUACCUUCAGAAUUGUUUUGCAUGAUUUGUACCGUUUCUAGAUUAAUGAAAUGCAGGUAAUCAUUUGUUGUAACCAGUUUUGUGAAUUACGUUCCACAUGCAGAGUUUCAUGUAUGUAUUUAGUUACUCUUGUAGUUCAGUUCAUUGCUGUGUUCAAGUGCACACUUGCUGAAGAUAUUUAGCAUGUAAAAAGCAGGGUUUUGAUACCUUAACAGCUUCAUAUUGAAGCUGAUUUUACUCUAGGCAAGUUCAGUGGCAGACCUGUUAAGUGAUGUGUCUUGUUAGAUAAAAAAACUACUGCCAGAAUCUCAUUAAAGAUACUGUUUAAACAGUUUGUAUUUAUAUUUUUGUACUCGAGGGCUACAGAAUGUUGACCU
Molecule: messenger RNA, 1954 nt
Organism: Mesitornis unicolor (brown roatelo)
Lineage: Eukaryota; Metazoa; Chordata; Aves; Mesitornithiformes; Mesitornithidae
Gene: FAM133B
Product: family with sequence similarity 133, member B
Exons: 10
Coding region: 1-717 (238 amino acids)
Source: RefSeq, a predicted model, not a curated record